This is a messenger RNA of Polyodon spathula (Mississippi paddlefish), 2539 nucleotides long. Its product is annotated as zinc finger protein 3-like. Gene Ontology annotation, cellular component: nucleus. The transcript has 5 exons. The coding region runs from base 271 to 2412 and encodes 713 amino acids. The record is from RefSeq and is a predicted model, not a curated record. Gene Ontology annotation, biological process: regulation of transcription by RNA polymerase II. Lineage: Eukaryota; Metazoa; Chordata; Actinopteri; Acipenseriformes; Polyodontidae. Gene Ontology annotation, molecular function: RNA polymerase II cis-regulatory region sequence-specific DNA binding; DNA-binding transcription activator activity, RNA polymerase II-specific.
AUGGCAAUUCACUUUGGCGAUUGCUGGCAGAUAACAUUUCUACAUUUUCUGAUCCUUUAGCGCUCCUCAGAUUCUGCAGCGGUGGUGCUGUCCUGCGCGCACUCCAGAGUCUGCCUUCAUAUUUAAAGCGAUGAGAGUUUAAUCCAAAACUUGGUUCCGCUUUUUGAGAACCUCUUUUGAUCUUUAUUUUCUGGUUAAUAACACGCGGUACGACUAGAGCUACGCUAUAAGGAAACUUAUGAGCUGUUUAUAAAUGCUAAGUUUGCAAAUAUGAGCGGUGCCUGCCACAAGCGAGAGUCGCGCUCGGGAAGCGGUACCCCCUUUCCAAAAACACGAAAACAGCUGCACAAAACAAGCGACUCGGACAGCAAAUCCGAGGCUGAACUGGCGAUCGGAGACGAGUUAUCACCGUCAGUGAAACCACUUUCCGAAACUAGUGCUAGAGAGAAAGUCUCGGCUCCCUCCCUCGUCGGCUCGCCCGACGCCGGCGUUGUUAAUGAUGCUACCGACCGGGUAGCGAUCCUCAAAACCGCCGCCGUGGGCAUUGAACCCGUCGUGGUAGCAGCAUUGACGGCGCUGAUUGAGCGCAGGUGUGCCGGUUUCCAGGUGAAAAUAGACGAGGACGAGAAGGAAAUCAAAAGGCUGCACCGGAGACUGGAGAGAGCGGAGAGGGAGCUGGAGCGCAUACGCGGGCACCUCGCAGCAAGCGGUGCCAGGGCACAGACUUUGCCAUCAGAAACCUCCCCGACUCGGGUAGAUAACGCAAGUGCUCGCUUCCCUAACCUGUUGAACGAUCACCAGUACACGCGUGGUGGUGGUAUUGAUGAUAACGCUGCACCGGCCCGGAUCACAGACGAGGAUAUUGCGGUAGAAACUGCAAACCAGGGACCUCUGUUUGGCGACUGGGAACAAAUCGAAGCAGAUGGAACUACGACCAAGCGACGCGCAGUACAGGUCCAGGGUAGUGAGACGCAGGCAGAGGACCGGGAAUCAGAGUCUCAGGACUGGGAGCAGAUUGAAGAGGAUGGCGUCACCACAAAGGGACGCGCAGGGUGUGCAGAGCAGGGAGCCGGGUCGUGUGUAAGGAGGGAGAGCCCUGAGCUGGGAGCUGAACCCUUUCAAACAGGGACUCUGAACGCCGUCGCGGUACCGGAACUGGGCCCACUGCGGAUCAAGGAGGAGGUUCUGGACCCGGAGCUGGACUCGUUCCACAUUGUACAGGUCCCAGAAGCAGCAGCAGCCGUCCUGGUGAAGGAGGAGGAGACAGGAGGGAGCAGCUCUGAAGGGGGUUAUGGCGGGUCGGUGCAGGAGAGCCUGCUGCCCACCGGGGGCACUGUCACACGUGUGGUACAAGGCCGCUGCCGAGACGAAAGGGUAAAAAAACUCAAAACCUGGGCCGUGACGAUCCGAAACAACCCCCCGACCCGGCCCCCCUCCUCGGCUUCCCAGGGCCCCGGAGAGAAGCUGCCGUUCCGUUGCAUCGAGUGUGGACGCAGCUUUGGGCUCCUGCAGGACCUGGUGUCCCACCUGCAGCACCACGCGGGGGGCAGCGCGUUCCCCUGCCCCGACUGCGGAGAGUCCUUCGGGGAGCAGCAGGCCCUGCACACCCAUCGGCGCAGCCACAGCGCCGAAGCGCCCUUCCCUUGCUCCACCUGCGGCCGGCGCUUCUGGCACGCCCAGAGCCUGCAGGCUCACAGCCGGGGCCACGGAGCUGCCGGGCCCUUCCUCUGCAACGACUGUGGCCGUCGCUUCGGGCAGCUGCACGGCCUGCAGGCGCACCGGCGCAGCCACACCGGCAAGAAGCCCUUCGUGUGUGGGGCCUGCGGGAAGGGGUUCGUGCAGCGGCAGAACCUGGAGGCGCACAGCAGGAUGCACACCGGAGACACGCCUCACGAGUGCCCGGACUGCGGGAAGCGCUUCGGCUGGGCCGAGAGCCUCCGGAAGCACCGGCUGGUGCACACGGCCGAGAAACGCUUCCACUGCGGAGACUGUGGCAAGAGCUUCCGGCAGCUCAGCAACCUGCAGACGCACAAGCGGACGCACACGGGCGAGCGGCCCUACCUCUGCACCGCCUGCGGCAAGAGAUUCUCCGUCCUCCAGAACCUGCAGACACAUCGGCGCCUGCACACAGGCGAGCGGCCCUACCUGUGCUCGGAGUGUGGCAGGAGCUUUGUGCUGCCGGGGAAUCUGAAGCAACACCAGCGCAUACACAGCGGGGAGAAGCCGUUCCCUUGCCAGGUCUGCGGCAAACACUUCCGCCAGCUGCAGAGCCUCAAGAUCCACGGCCGGGUCCACACCGGAGAGAAGCCCUACCACUGCAAAGUGUGCGGGAGAGACUUCAACCAGUCUCAGAGCCUGAAACAGCAUCUGAGACUGCACUCGCAGAGAGGAGAGAGCACAGAGCAGCACUGACACACAAUACACACUCAGAGAGGAGAGCACAGAGACAGCGAAUAUAGUCUAUCCUGAUAUUGAUGUGAUGCAGCCUUCUGAAAUGUCUUUAUAAUAUACAGCACUAGACCCUGAUAUUGAUGAGACC